UCUCCACCUUCUCUCCACCUCCUCUGCUUCACACGUUCCAAUCACCACAACAGCCGAUACAAAAGAUGUCUUUGACUGCCGCAUGCUGCAACACCCCCCCAACGGAGGCUCACUGGCACAACAAGGGCAAGCAGGUGGAGCUGACGAAGGAAAUCGCAGGCGACAAACGAACGACCUAUCGCACCGGACCCACGGAAUCGAAGCGCGGUUUGAUCGCCAUCUAUGAUAUCUUUGGCUACCACCCUACCACCUACCAGUUCUUUGACCGCAUCGCCGAGUCCCACGGCGGCUUCCAACUCUCGGCUCCCGAUUUCUUCAAGAACGGUGGUAUCCCACCCGAGGCCAUGGGUCCUAACGUCAUGGACUGGAUCCACGCCAACGGCGAUUACCAGAAGAACCAUAUCGGCGAGAUUAUCCGGGCGGCCAUUGAGGAUCUGCACAAGGACGGAUGCACGUCCGUUUCGAUCUUUGGACAGUGCUGGGGCGCGUUGAUGAGCGUCAAGGCCGCUUCGGAAGAAGGCUCGACGUUCUUGGCGGCGGGUGGACCCCAUCCUUCGUUCUUUUCUGUGGAGACGACCAAGGAUUCAAAGGCGCCUUUGAUUGUUCUCGCGUCGAAGGAUGAGGCCGACAUGCUGCCUUUGAUCGAGGUCAACAAGCAGAAGGGCUUCCCUAUCGAGCCCUUCCACAAGCGUUUCGAUAACAUGCACCACGGCUGGACCGGAGGACGUGGCGACUGGACCCAGCCGGACCAGUUCAAGGCUGGAUUGGAGGCCGCGGACCUCUUGGGUUCGUUCUUUGAAAAGGCAGCCGUUGCCCACGAGAGCAGCAAGCUGUAAGAAGAUCGGCAGCUCAUCAUAUAGCAACAAAAUGCUUAAAAUAAAAUAUAUGUAUAUAUAAAAAAAAAGGCAGAAUGCUCUCAUUGGAGUCCUACAACCCACAGUUGAACUGUUAGUAAUGUGUAAUACGA
This is a messenger RNA of Gamsiella multidivaricata, 967 nucleotides long. RefSeq lists its product as uncharacterized. The transcript is spliced from 4 exons. The coding region runs from base 66 to 836 and encodes 256 amino acids. Gene Ontology annotation, molecular function: hydrolase activity. Lineage: Eukaryota; Fungi; Mortierellomycota; Mortierellomycetes; Mortierellales; Mortierellaceae. The record is from RefSeq and is a predicted model, not a curated record.